Messenger RNA from Artibeus jamaicensis (Jamaican fruit-eating bat), 1571 nucleotides. It is a transcript of the gene RNF151, whose product is annotated as ring finger protein 151. Gene Ontology annotation, biological process: protein ubiquitination. The transcript has 5 exons. Gene Ontology annotation, molecular function: ubiquitin-protein transferase activity; zinc ion binding. NCBI's taxonomy places the organism in Eukaryota, Metazoa, Chordata, Mammalia, Chiroptera, Phyllostomidae. The record is from RefSeq and is a predicted model, not a curated record. Bases 1 to 807 code for a protein of 268 amino acids.
AUGUGUGCUGUGAACGGUACACCAGUGUGGGACACCUUUUUCUCCAUGGUCUGCCCAGAUGGUUGCAGCCUACCUACUUUGAGCGGCGGGUAUGAUCUCAACCUCUUCACCAGCCCUCCCAACAGCAACUUUCUGUGUUCUGUCUGCCACGGGGUUCUCAAGAGGCCGGUGAAGUUGCCAUGCAGCCACGUCUUCUGCAAGAAGUGCAUCCUCCGGUGGCUAGCCAGAGAAAAGACCUGUCCGUGUUGCAGAAAAGAGGUGAAACGUAAAAAGAUGGUCCAUAUGAAUAAACUCCGAAAGGCCAUUGGUCGCCUGGAAGUUAAGUGCAAGAAUGCCGCAGCUGGCUGCUUGGUGACAUGCCCCCUGGCACAUCGCAAGGGGCACCAGAACUCAUGCCCUUUCGAGCUAAUGGCUUGCCCUAACGAGGGCUGCAUGGCACGGAUGCCACAUGAGGCCUUGGCCGAGCACCGGCAGCACUGCCAGCAUGGUAUCCAACAGCGUUGCCCCCUAGACUGCAGGGCCACCCUGGACCCAGCAGAGCGUGUAAGCCACAACUGCCACCUCGAGCUGCGUGAGACCUGGGGCCAGCACCAGGAGCGCAGCCGGAAUCUGGUGCUGUGCCUGUUACGGCGCGUGCGCAAGGUGCACCACACCACCAACCUCCUGCGCCGUGGGUUAGCCCAGCUAGGAGACUUCCUGGAAGACAACGCGCUGCUUGUCGGCGCCCAGCAGGAGGAUGCGGAGGCAACCCCAGAAGGCAGCAUUGGGGCUGAGGUGUGGGAAGUCCGGGGCCAAAGUACCUUGUAAAUUGAGAGGUGAAUAAAUGCAGGCCCUGAUCUGACACUCGCCCCGCUCCUCUCCAGUCACUACUCCCAUCUCCCCGCAGGGACACUUUGGCUUCUCUCCCUCGACCUCUCUCAAGUUCGACACUGGCUAUUCUCCCUGCUCCAAAGCUCCUUCCCUCACUCUCAUUGGUCAGGCUUCCUUCCACUCAAAUGAAUGUCUCCUUGCAAAGGUUCCCCGCCCCAGGCUGCUUCUUAGUUACUUUCUACCAAUCUGUUUACCAGCUUCAUAGCCAGGAGCACAAAUGACUCAAAAUCCAGAACUCAGAGUAAAAGCAACUCACAAAGAACUCCAUUACCUCUGACCUCCUCCCCUUAGUCUCCUCCUUACUCCCUCCCUGCACCUAUAGGAGCUUUUGUUGCUCCUCCAGACCUAUGCACUGGCUGUUCUCAUCGUGAAGCACUGUUCCCCUAGAUAACCACAGGGCUCCCUGCAUCACCUACUUUAGGUUUUUGCUCGUGUCCCCUUCUCCAAAAAGAGUUCUCCACCACCCCAUUCAUAAUCGCAGCCCCUAAGCUCCACUCCAACCCUGGCCAAUCCUUUCCCCAGCACUAAUCAUUUAAAAUGUCACUAUUAGGGCUAUCUAACAGGAAAAGCAAAGGGGAAGAGAGGGGGGAAAAGUACAGAGAAUAAGUAGGGUAGGUGGUAGGUAGAAAAUAGACAGGGGGAGGGCAAGAAUAGAAUGGGAAAUGUAGAAGCCAAAGAACUUAUAUGUAUGACCCAUGGAC